GCGAAUAAACAAUUAUAUCGUGUCGGUUAUCGGCGCCGGUCAAAGUGUCAUCCUCCUCCCGGCCGUUCGCCCGACCUGGGAAAGAUGGAAUCGCACGCGAGGAUGAUCGCGGACCUCCGCGACAAGUUCGCCAGCAAGCUGGACGACGAGGGACCACCCGACUCCAGGGCCUUCCACGCGGCCGACAUAGCCAGGGUGAAGAGCGACGACGACUGGCUGAAACGAUUCCUGGAGCAUCAUGAGUUCAACGAGCAGGAGGCGUUCAACAUGCUCUGGGAGACCUGCACUUGGAGAAGAAAGUUCGGGACAAACGAUAUCACCGAAGAUAACGUGAGGAGAGAAUACUUGGAGGAUGGCUCGAUCUUUGGCUUUAGCAAGGACAAAGAUGGCAAGAAGCUUUUUAUAAUCAAGUCAAAGUUGCACGUUAAGGCAGUAAAAGAUUUCUCGGAGCUUCAGAGAUGUAUAGUUUAUUGGUUCGAGAGAUUAGAAAGGGAGGGAAAUGGAAAUCAGAUAUCGAUCUUCUUCGAUAUGGCGGACGCCGGGCUCUCCAACGUGGAUAUGGAGCUUACCAAGUACCUCAUCGGCCUGUUCAAGUCUUAUUACCCCAAUUUUCUGAAUUACAUCAUAAUCUUCGAGAUGCCCUGGGUGCUAAACGCGGCCUUUAAGAUAAUAAAGUCGUGGUUACCCGCGAAAGCCGUUCCGAAGAUCAAGUUCAUCAACAAGUCCACGUUGAAGGAGUACGUGAAUCCGAACGACGCGAUGAAAUGCUGGGGGGGUAACAUCGACUACACCUUCAAAUUCGUCUCGGAGGAGCAGACGAACGGGGAUAGCGUAUUGAAUGGUAAACUGGAUAAUAAAAAGGUGCACUUUGUAGACAAUUCGCCGCUUAUGGAGCAAAGUCCAACGAGUAUCGGGGAUCAGAUUAAUGAGGAACAAUUAUUGUCCAUAGAACCUACCGAAGUAAUAACGUUUAAUAAAGAUGGAAAUGACAUCACCGGGACAAUUACACUUAAGAACGUUACGGACAAGUCUUUGUCUUACAAGAUAAAGACAACGUCGCCGGAGAAAUUUAGAGUACGACCGAGCUCGGGGGUUCUGCAACCGUCCGAACAGAGAAACAUUAUGGUUGUACUGCAACCUGGCUACAACAUACGCGGUCUAUUAUACAACGAUCGAUUUCUAGUCAUGUGCCUGCCAUUGAAAAAUCCGAACGCCACGACGCAGGAGCUGAACGCACUCUGGAAGUCUGAGAAGGCAACUGAGAUGCACAGACUGCGAUGUUGCGACGGUACUAUUGAAAAUAGCGAGACGCAUAAGUCUCAUUCUGUACUCGCUUCCGCGGCGAUAGGAAGCGAUCGUAUCGAUGCGUUUUCUUCUAAGAUAAACCACUUAGAGAAAAAUAAUAACAACAUAUACAGCGAGAUUGUUCUUGUAAAAUAUUUGCUCUUCGUUUCCAUAAUAUUGACAAUUUCAAUAGCGAUAUUCAUGGGCUACUCUUUGCAAGCGGAUAGAAAAAAUCUGAUGGAACAGCAAAAAUCCUGCCGGAUUCCUCACGAAAUUUAAGAACACGCGUUUGUAAUAAUGACAACUUUGAUAUGUUAUUUAGAAAAGUAUGAAAAAAAGAUCUUUAUCCGAAUUAAAUCUACGAUCGUGCAAAGAUAACAAGUAUCUUCUGUCACACAAUAUUUAACGUGUUUAAUGUUUUUUAUACGUUUUUUCCGUUCUUCCAAAAAAAAGAUCUAUAAACAUUAAUUUUCUUUGCGCAUUCAAAUUAAUUUUACAUCUCGUGCAAUUUGUUUUUCUAUAUACGCAUGUAAUUGUCACCUAAUAAGUUACCAUGUGGUGUUUUGUAAUGCAGGGCAAGGAGAAGUACAGUAUACUGUAAGAUUAUAUUAAAACUGCUAUUUUUAUACAUACUUUACGAGAUAACUCGAUUGUAUUAAACUCGAGUGUGGUUUAGCCUGUAUAUGUGCGCCGAUUUUUGUACAUAUCCUUAAUGAGUUUGUCUGUUUUCGGUACUGUUGUAAUUUAAUCAUAUUUUUAAUGUAGCCUGAGUUUUACGAUUAAAUUCUUUUGAAAUAUAUACAU
Vollenhovia emeryi is the source of this 2088-nucleotide messenger RNA. Its product is annotated as motile sperm domain-containing protein 2-like. The transcript has 9 exons. NCBI's taxonomy places the organism in Eukaryota, Metazoa, Arthropoda, Insecta, Hymenoptera, Formicidae. Bases 85 to 1563 code for a protein of 492 amino acids. The record is from RefSeq and is a predicted model, not a curated record.